Messenger RNA from Gilbertella persicaria, 1072 nucleotides. RefSeq names its product uracil-DNA glycosylase-like protein. Gene Ontology annotation, biological process: base-excision repair; base-excision repair, AP site formation via deaminated base removal. The record is from RefSeq and is a predicted model, not a curated record. Bases 111 to 1010 code for a protein of 299 amino acids. The transcript is spliced from 7 exons. Gene Ontology annotation, molecular function: uracil DNA N-glycosylase activity. Gene Ontology annotation, cellular component: nucleus; mitochondrion. Lineage: Eukaryota; Fungi; Mucoromycota; Mucoromycetes; Mucorales; Choanephoraceae.
UUUUUUUUCAUUCUCCAUCUCAAGUAGAAGAGCUGUUUGAAAUGGCGCAUUUUAAAAAAAAAAAACUCUUUUUUUUUACGUAAAUAUAUAUAUAUAUAUAUUUUACUACUAUGAAAAGAACGCGUGAACCAGAACCAGAAAAACCUGCUCAAAAGAAGCAAACGACACUUUAUUCUAUGUUUAAGCCAGUACCUAAACCAUCUUCAGAAGUGACUUCUCGUGUUUCUGGUGCAACAACACAACAGGAAGAGACUGCGGAAGAAACAAAUAAGGACCCCAAAGCUUUAUUUAAAGGCGUGGACCAAGAGACUUUGGAACUAUUAGACCUUGAGAUAAAUACCAUGAAUUAUGGUUGGCUUAAAGUACUUGCACCUGAGCUGGUCAAGCCUUACUUUUUAAAAUUAAAAAGAUAUUUGAAAGCGGAACUAGAUGCAAAAAAGACUAUUUUUCCCCCUUUGAACCAAAUCUAUAGUUGGUCAAAUUACACACCUCCUCAAAAAGUAGAAGUGGUUAUCCUUGGUCAAGAUCCCUAUCAUAAUUUCAAUCAAGCCCAUGGUCUUUGUUUCUCUGUUGUAAAAGGUGUCAGAGUACCGCCCUCUCUUGUCAAUAUGUAUAAGGCUUUGAAGAACGAUUAUCCUGAUUUCCAAACACCUCCACAUGGUUAUUUAGAAAACUGGGCAAAGCAAGGCGUUUUGAUGUUGAAUACAAGUCUAAGUGUUGAAGCGCAUAAAGCAGGUAGUCAUGCAAAUCAAGGCUGGGAACAAUUCACAGACGCUAUCAUUAAGUAUCUCAAUGAAAGAAAAUCCAACCUUGUAUUUAUGCUUUGGGGCUCACCUGCUCAGAAGAAGGGUGCUCGUAUUAACUCAACCAAACAUUUGGUGCUUAAAAGUGUUCAUCCUUCUCCACUUUCAGCCCACCGAGGGUUCUUUGAAUGCGGUCAUUUCAAAAAAGCAAAUGAAUAUUUAGAAAGUCAUGGUAAAGAAGUUAUUAAUUGGAACAGCUUGGUCUAACAGAAGAUGGUGGUGGGGGAAUUAAGCAAAAAAAUAAAAUAAAAAAUAAAUAAAUAAUAAAU